AUGUCUCUGGAUGAUGAGGAAUCAGAGGAGGACGAUGAGGACUCUGAGGAGGACGACUACGCACCGACCAAGAAGGCUAAGAAAUCGUCUUCUUCCAGACGCAAGGGUGGACGAAACAAGUCGUCUGCCCGAGAGCCGUCCCCCGACUACCAGAACCUGCGGUUCUCGUCUCGUAACGCCAAGGUGGUCAACUACAAUAUUGACCAUGACGAUGACGAAUUUCUGGAGGACGAGGAUGAGGACGCUCUGCAGGACGCAUACGGUGAUGCCGCUGCUAAUGACACAUACGACUACGCCACCACCACGUCCACCGAGGCGGUGGAUAUGGUGCUGGACCAUCGUCGAAAAGAAGGCGACGACGACUCGCAGAUUACAGAUCUGUUUGACGCCAAGCGACACCUCGAGUUCUACAUCAAGUGGCAGAACUACUCGCAUCUGCACAACACGUGGGAGACGUACGAUUCGCUGGCCGGCUUCAAGGGAAUCAAGCGAGUCGAUAAUUACAUCAAGCUCAACGUGCUGGAGUAUGCAGAGCUGCAGCGAGAUGCAUCCCCCGAGGAUAUCGAGGCCAUGGAGCUGCGACGCGAGCGCGAACAGGAGGAGUACGCUGAGUAUAAACUUGUUGAGCGAAUCAUUGCAUCAGAUCGUGUCGCUGUCGACAAUGGAGCCACUCAGUUGCAGUAUCUCGUAAAGUGGAAGCGACUCAACUACUCGGACGCCACCUGGGAAGAUGCCGAGGAGAUCGCCAAGAUUGCCGAGGACGAAGUCGAGCGGUUCCAGGACCGGCUCAACUCGAAAAUCAAUCCCAGCCAGAGCGCAGUCUACCCUGCCAACUCACGUCCUCCGUUUGAGAAGCUUACCGAGCAGCCUGGCUUCAUCAAGGGUGGUGAACUUCGAGACUUCCAGCUGACCGGAAUCAACUGGAUGGCCUUCUUGUGGUCUCGAAACGAAAACGGUAUUCUUGCCGACGAAAUGGGACUCGGUAAAACCGUCCAAACCGUUGCAUUUCUCUCAUGGCUUGUGUACGCUCGAAAGCAGCACGGGCCCCACCUGGUGGUAGUUCCUCUGUCUACUGUGCCUGCCUGGCAGGAGACCUUUGAGUUCUGGGCGCCUGGUAUCAACUACCUCGCAUAUCUCGGCAACACCGAGUCUCGAAAAGCACUUCGUGACCACGAAUUCUACAACAAAACUGGUAACAAGAAACCCAAGUUCAAUGUUCUUCUGACCACCUACGAGUACAUUCUUAAGGACCGAGCCGAGCUGGGGUCCAUCAAGUGGCAGUACCUGGCUGUUGACGAGGCCCACCGUCUCAAGAACGCCGAGUCAGCUCUCUACGAGUCUCUCAAGGAGUUCCGAGUCGCAAAUAGACUGCUCAUCACCGGUACUCCGCUGCAGAACAACAUCAAGGAGCUGGCUGCUCUGGUUGACUUCCUGAUGCCUGGCAAGCUCACCAUCGAUCUGGAAAUUAAUUUUGAGAACCCUGACGAAGAGCAGGAGGGUUACAUUCGUGAGCUUCAUAAGCGCCUGCAGCCUUUCAUCUUGCGUCGACUCAAGAAGGAUGUCGAGAAAUCACUGCCCUCUAAGACAGAGCGAAUUCUGCGAGUCGAAAUGUCCGACAUGCAGCAGGAUUACUACAAGAACAUCAUUUCCAAAAACUACACGGCUCUGAACGCCGGAGCCACCGGAGGUCACCAGAUGUCACUUCUCAACAUCAUGACGGAGCUCAAGAAGGCCUCCAACCAUCCGUACCUGUUCCCCACUGCCGAGAGCAAGUUCCUCAGCUUGGCUGAGAACGGCGCUUCUCGAGAAAACGUCUUCCGAGGCAUGAUUAUGACCUCUGGUAAGAUGGUUCUUCUCGAUAAGCUGCUCACUCAGCUGAAAAAGGACGGUCAUCGAGUUCUGAUUUUCUCCCAGAUGGUUCGAAUGCUCGACAUUUUAGGCGAUUAUUUGCAGAUUAAGGGCUACCAAUUCCAGCGUCUGGAUGGUACUGUCCCCUCUGCCACCCGUCGAAUUGCAAUUGACCAUUACAAUGCCCCUGACAGUAACGACUUCGUCUUCUUGCUGUCCACUCGAGCUGGAGGUUUGGGUAUCAACCUGAUGACGGCCGAUACAGUCAUCAUUUUUGAUUCGGAUUGGAACCCCCAGGCUGAUCUGCAGGCCAUGGCUCGAGCCCAUCGAAUCGGUCAGAAGAACCACGUGAUGGUCUAUCGAUUUGUGUCCAAGGACACUGUUGAAGAGCAGGUUCUCGAGCGUGCCAGAAAGAAGAUGAUUUUGGAGUACGCCAUCAUCUCCCUUGGUAUCACCGACAAGGGUUCUUCCAACAACAAAAAGACUGAGCCGUCGACCUCGGAGCUGUCUGAGAUCCUAAAGUUUGGCGCCGGAAAUAUGUUCAAGGCCAACGAUAACCAGGACAAGCUGGAGAACAUGAACCUAGACGAUGUUCUGAACCACGCAGAGGACCAUAUCACCACUCCUGAUCUCGGCGAGAGUCAUCUUGGCGGCGAGGAGUUCCUUAAGCAGUUUGAGGUCACUGACUACAAGGCCGAUGUUGAUUGGGACGACAUUAUCCCUGCCAACGAGCUCGCCAAGAUCAAGGCUGACGAUCUGCGUCGAAAGGACGAGGAGUACGUCAAGGAACAGAUGGAUCUAAUGAAUCGACGUCGAGCUGCCUCUCAGCGUGCCUCCACUGCUGCUCUUGAGUCCUCUGACGAAAAUGAGGAGAGUGGAGGGCGGCGUGUGGUCAAGCGCAAGAAGGAGGACAAGUUCCUCAACGAGCGGGAGAUCAGAGGUUUGUACCGAACAAUUCUACGUUACGGCGACGUCUCCGUCAUGUGGGAUAAGCUUUUCAACGACGGUACUUUGCCCCAGCGAAAGUCCGAUCUCAUCAAGGAAGCCUACUUUGACCUCAUUGACCAGAGUAAGCGGGAGGUUGAGGAGCGAGAAAAGCAGAUCAAGGAAGAGGCUGAAGCUGCUGCCGCUGCUGCGGCAAAGGCUGCUGCUUCUCGAGGCGGUGGAGAUACUGCCCUGGACGAGAAGAAGCCCUCCAACACCAAAAAGGCCGUUCUUUUCACCUUCCAGGGCGUCAAGAACAUCAACGCCGAACUGCUCAUCUCACGACCAGCCGACAUGAAGCUCAUUCGAAGCCAGGUGACGGACACUUUCAAGUUCGACGAACCUCUCAAGAGUGUGCAUGGCUGGAACUGUGAGUGGGACGAGGACUGUGACGCUCGUCUGCUCAUUGGUACCAAGAAGUACGGUUAUGGAGCCUGGACCUUCAUUCGAGACGAUCCACGUCUCAAAUUUGGAGACAAGUUCUACCUUGAGGAGCACCGAGUUGACAAGAAGGAGGCUCGAGAGAAGACUGGAGCCAAGGUUCCUGGUGCCGUUCACCUCGGUCGUCGAGUUGACUACCUCAUCUCUGUUCUCAAGGGCGAGGCUGUUCACACCAACAACGAUGGCAACAAGAAGCGAAUUGCCAUCAAGGAGCGUGUUCGAAAGAGCGAAUCUCCCGCAGUGUCCACUCCUCAACCUCCCAAGAAGGCUGCUAUCAAGCGAGAUCCUUCCAUCAAGCGAGAUCCUUCCAUCAAGCGAGAGACUCCCAAGCGAGAGACUCCUGUCCCCAAGAAGAUUCCUGGACCUCCCACGGCUGACGACUACUCAGACUAUGAGUCAAUGGACGAUGAGGCGUGUCGAACGACUCUCAAACCUGUCAAGGCGUCUCUGAAGCGCCUCAAGAAGGGCGAGGAUGGUUUGGACAAGAAGGCCUGGCUGGAGGUCCUCAAGAAGGAGCUGUCCACGGUGGGCCACCACAUCGACUCCGAAGCCCAGAAGGUCUCUGAUAAGAAGCGGGAGAAGACUCUCAAGCAUCUGUGGGCGUUUGCAUCCUUCUUCUGGCCCAGCAGAGUCAAGAGUAACCGUAUCCGGGCAAUGUACGAGAAGGUCAGCGGAGCCGCCAAAAAGUAG
Messenger RNA from Yarrowia lipolytica CLIB122, 3963 nucleotides. RefSeq lists its product as uncharacterized. The record is from RefSeq and is a predicted model, not a curated record. Gene Ontology annotation, cellular component: nucleus; chromatin. Gene Ontology annotation, molecular function: chromatin binding; ATP binding; ATP-dependent chromatin remodeler activity. NCBI's taxonomy places the organism in Eukaryota, Fungi, Ascomycota, Dipodascomycetes, Dipodascales. Gene Ontology annotation, biological process: regulation of transcription by RNA polymerase II; nucleosome organization.